Messenger RNA from Bipolaris victoriae FI3, 246 nucleotides. RefSeq lists its product as hypothetical. Lineage: Eukaryota; Fungi; Ascomycota; Dothideomycetes; Pleosporales; Pleosporaceae. The coding region runs from base 1 to 246 and encodes 81 amino acids. The transcript is spliced from 2 exons. The record is from RefSeq and is a predicted model, not a curated record.
AUGACCCGCAACGUGCCCACGUUGCCCAGGAUGUGGACGAACCGAGUAAGCAGACGUCGAACUAGCACGACGGCCCGCUCAUGUCAUGCCAUGAGUUUACAUGGACGUCAAAUCGCCAAGUGUGCCGCGCUUCCGUGGAGCGCCUGCAUGAAGAGCGGAAAUUUCAACGGACCACGACCCCGCCGCACACUAAUCCACGUCGAGGCUGGGCUCCCAGGAAUCCGUGUUUUGACAGCGCGAUACUGA